This is a messenger RNA of Rhincodon typus (whale shark), 2510 nucleotides long. RefSeq names its product PHD finger protein 3-like. The coding region runs from base 94 to 2301 and encodes 735 amino acids. The record is from RefSeq and is a predicted model, not a curated record. The transcript has 3 exons. NCBI's taxonomy places the organism in Eukaryota, Metazoa, Chordata, Chondrichthyes, Orectolobiformes, Rhincodontidae.
AUUGAGCCUGUUUUGGAAUCUCAGCCCUCUGCAGAAUUGUUAUCUGAAACUGCUCAAGAGUUUGCGGUAGCGAAUGAUGAUCUACAGAAGCUCAUGGACUGUGAAGAUGGACGAGCAACAGUCAGAGGCCACAGUCCAGUUAAAUCUGUGCUGGAAUUGCAGUGCUCUACAGAAUCAUUAAUUGGUGCACAUACUGAUUUGCCUGAAGAUGCUGUAGGAGUGGAUACUGACCUUCACAAAAAUAUGGGUGCAUUCCCUCAUGGAAAUGUCAGUGCCGUUGGAGAGGAGUUAAAAAUGAUUGUAAAGGAAGGACACAGUGUAGAAAUGAAUGAAGGAGUAGAAAUUGUGGAUAAUAACGUUAUUACUGAACACACAGAUAAGCCAGUUGAGUGGGAUUCAGUUGUACCAAGCACUGAAACUACACCAUCUGUAAACAAGUUGGAAGACUUUAUGUCAAAACAAGAAGAAAAUGUACAGCGGCCAGUGGAUGAAAAAUUACAGAUAUCCUCUGAAUUAAAUGCUUCUGUAAAUUAUGUAGAAGCAAAAGAAGACCUUAACUUGCAGUCAAAUAAAGGAAACGCACAUAAUAAUGCUAGCAUUCUUAUAAAUGAGAACAUUUCAGAUACUUUAGAAUUAAUUGAAGACACUGGGAAUAUUGAGGCAAUUAAGUUUGAGGUGGCUGUUUUGCCAAAGCCUGAAACUGUGGCACAAGUGGACAGACUUGAAGUAGCAAGACCUGUCUCUUCAAAAACAAUUGCCAGCAAUAUCAGUGAAUCUGAAAAAGGCAAUGGCUCUUCUCAUCACAUGGCAUGUAAGAAGCAGAAUAAUAUAACUGAGCAGGAUAAUUCAACCGAGCAGCAUCUGGGCCCCAAUAAGGAAGAAAUGCAGGACCGUUUUAAACACAAAGACCACAAGGAAAUUAUUCCUGAAAAGCAGGUUGAUGCUAUGGAAUUCAAGAACCAGACUUCAAAACAUGAGAAGUCAGCACUGAAUCCUCAGCAUAAACUUGCACAAGACCCAAAACCUGAGCAGAGUGAAAACAGUUUUCACUCAAAUAGGAAAAAAGCUAAGUUGGAUAUUCAGUCCUCUGAAGCACUUAAACAAUCCAAGUCGCACAGUUUGACAUUAGCCAGUAAACGGAAAGCGGUUGACCAAGAUGAGCAUCAUCACAGGACUGCUAAGUGCUUGAAAACACAGGUUACACAAGUUGCUAAAUUGAAAAUGGACCAAGAGCAAGAGCAAAAGCCAAUAGCCAAAAUGCAGACACCAAAUAAGAUAGUAUCGAUGUCUCUGGCAGGGCAUAAGUCAAAGAAAACAAUUCCAGCAUCUAAGCAUAAUUCUCAUUCAACUUUGAAACUGAAUGAGUUACCACCAAAGCUGGUGACUCGCUCUGGCCACAAACCUAUCCCUUCAACAGCUAGAAUAGUUUCCCAACAGUUAGACAGUAUAAGGGAAAAAGACAAGGGAAAGAUUAUGGAGCAUUCUAAUGAAGAUGAUAAAGAAAAAUUGAAAGUUAAGAAAAAUGAGAAGAGUAUUCUUCCACGGCAGAGGAGAAGUAGCAAAAGUUUUUCAUUGGAUGAACCACCAUUGUUUAUCCCAGAUAAUUUACCUGUGGUAAAAAAGGAUGAAACUGACGCGGACCAUUCCACCCCUGUUCCUACUUCAGAUUUGUGGGACCCCAAAAAACUAUGUGGAUUUUGUAGGAAACCACACCACAGUAGAUUUAUGGUAGGUUGCGGAAGGUGUGAUGAUUGGUUUCAUGGCGAGUGUGUUGGAUUGACACUUGUCCAAGCACAGCAACUGGAGAAAGAGGAUAAAGAAUUUAUUUGUUUCAAAUGUUGUGCUGUGGAAGAGAAAAAUGCUCCAUCAGUUAAUCAUAGUUACACAGUAAAACAUCAGUGUGUGCAAAACGACAUGGAGAAAGCCAAGCUUGAACUAACCCAUGAGCACACGAUCCAUUUAAAAAAUGAAAAGAUGAGUAAUUCAGAUGAACUAAGUACUACUGCAACUGAUAUUACUGGUGUAAAAUCAAAAAGAGAAAUGAUAGAAAAGACUGAGCAAUUGCUGAAUAAGAAGCACAAGGACAAAAUGUUAAAAAAGGUCUCUAAUAUAAGAACUGGUUCAACUGAUUCAAAGGAUUCGGAGACCAAGGAUGCAAAAAAAAUACGUUUAGGAAAUGACCAUCUUGGGCAAGUAACGGGAACCUCACAGGCACCCGAACAGAAGAAGAACAAACUGCUGAAAGACCUGGAAACUAGUCGGCUUAGCCAAGGAGAAAAGCUUCCUAAACUAGGUGCGUGAAAAUGAUUGAGCAAAUCGGUGCAUUUGCUGAAUGGAGAAAAGAAAAUGUAAAUAUUGUGAUUUAUUGGGAAGGCCUAUUUCUCAAAUUUUUGAAACAUUAUACAAGUUGAUAAAAUUUUUAAUAAAGAUGCAAGCUCAUCCCAUGCAGUCUUUCCUAUCCUCAAUAUCUUUAGUGUGUCAAAAUUAUGUCCUGUUUUAACUCAUUCUUU